UGUUGACAGCUUUGCACACUCUUGGCAAGGUAAAACUAAAGAAAAACUCUUGAAUGAGUAGGUGUGUCCAAACUUUUGACUGGCACUGUAUAUGUGUAUGUAUAGUUCAAUCGUCGUGUUUCUUGGGUCUCAUAUACUUGGUUUUAAAAAUAAAUGAAAUGGGGUUUGUGGUGUUGAGCUCAGUGUUGUGUGCCAGCACAGUUCAGUGGAAUCAGCAACCAGACCCGAGACAAGUUGGCUAGGAUUUCCUGUUUUGUGACAAUUUACCACUCUUCUCUGUCAUGGUAAUGUUAAUGCUGGAAAGUGUAUAGAAGCUCAUGCAUUGACCUUUUGUUCAUGGAGGUAGAACAUGGUAAUUUAACUCUACAUUUUGGUUGUAACAUAAAAAGUUAAAUCUGAUGUAAAUAUUGCAAUAAUUUACUUGCCAAGUGGUGGGGAGAAUCAUACCUGAUAUUGGAGAACGUUACAAGGAUCAAGAUGGUGACAAUUCUACUCUUUAUGGUAUUAGCUUCUCCAUCACCUGCUCCAUUCAGCCACAGUAUCCUGGAGGCCUCUUCUAUCUGGACUUCUCUGGGUCCAACAGGACUAAAAACUAAGCCAGCAGUCAACCACUCUGCCUCCUUUCACUUCCUUGUUGCAGACUAUGCAGACGGUGGGAAACACAGCUGCAGCUAUGUAGUUAACGUUUCCACCCGGUCAUUCAGCUCAGCUAAUAGGGAACUAGCUGUCACCAUUAGAGGUAAAGUAACACACGCUUAAAAAAAAAAACACAUUUAAAAUAGCUUUUACGUGAGAGAAAAAUCAUAGUAUUGUAAGAUGAUUCAUAGUCCUUCAUAUCACCAUUUUUUUUGUUUUUAUAUCCUAUGAAUUUCCCAUCUACAAGUCUUCAUGGCCCCCAUCAUUGUCUCUGGAGGGACUGGUGGGGUAGGACUGCUGUUUCUGCUUCUUCUAGUCAUCUGUCUAGUCAUCUGGAGGACAAGGAUGAACAGAAAGCCAUCUACAGAGGCUGACCAGAGAGAAUGUCUUGACAACAGACACAACAGAGGGGAGGACAACGAAGAGGAAGAGGACUAUGUUAAUGUUGAAAACGUCUGUUACCAGAGAGGUCUGGAGGGUGCAAAGAAAAAUGAGAAGGAAAAAGGGCUCAGCUAUGGAAAAUCAGAGGAUGUCUAUGACAACGAGGAUGGAAACACUCAAAGAAAUGGUGUUAGUGGGGGGUCUCAUGAGAAAAUGAAUAGUGAAGACGAUGAUGAAGAUUACGUUAAUGUCUCUGCUCAGGACAAUACAGCACAUGAUGUGAAUGAAGACAUUUAUCAAAACUAUUAGGAAAAGUAACAGUGGACUGUAUGCAACCUGUCACUAAAGUAGCUCAUUGGCAUCAACACAUGGAUUUGGUCCUUCGUGACAUGUUUAUAAAGGGGCGGCAAGUGGCUUAGUGGUUAGAGUGUUGGGCCAGCAACUGAAAGGUUGCAGCAACUGAAAGGUUGCUGGAUCGAAACCCCGAGCUGACAAGAUACAAAUCUGCCAUUCUGCCCCUGAACAAGGCAGUUAUCCCACUGUUCCCCGGUAGGCCGCCAUUGUAAAUAAGAAUUUGUUCUUUACUGACUUGCCUAGUGAAAUAAAAAAUUGUAAUUAAGAUGCAAAAGUAUAACAACUACGGUGGCUGUAGUCGACACUUAAACUAGACACUUGAAAUAAUGGUAUUGCUUUAUUCUAUUUAGCUUUUUGUAUCCAUUCAAAAUGUUCAGCAUAUUUGAUCCAUUGGGUCGAAUUCCAAACUAGUUUUUUUUAGGUCAAGACCAUCAAUCUAUGCAUUCUCUUUUGAGUCUCUUUUGGUUUUCCACCAAUCAUACAAGGGCUAUAUUGACCACAGAACUGUCUACUCUGCAGUAAAUACAGCCACAGCACAAAUGGGGAAGUGACAGUGAGCUGUGAACUGGAAAUGAAUACUUAUAUAGUAGCAUCUACAUUCACAAGACAUUUUGCGACAGAGACUGGUCAACACACUUUUCACCAGAUCGCUUGUUCAGGUCGACUAGAGAAAAUACCUGUCUUUUUUUCUGACAUGAAGACCCAAAUAUGGAAUAUAUUCUGUCUGACAAUGGUCUAUCUAUGGAAUGGACAUCUACCUGCAGGUGCCCAGGUCAGGCUGGUCAAUGGGAAUGGUCCCUGCUCUGGGAGAGUGGAGAUCUAUCACAACAGCCAGUGGGGAACAGUGUGUGAUGACAACUGGGAGAUGAAUGGUGCUAAGGUGGUCUGUAAACAGCUGGGCUGUGGGAGUGCUAUGAGUUCCCCAGGGUCUGCCUACUUUGGUCAGGGCACUGGGCAGAUCUGGAUGGAUGAUAUUGAAUGCUCCGGUAGUGAAAGCACACUCACACAGUGCUCACACACUACAACACAUAACUGCAAUCAUGUUGUCUUGUUACAGCCCAACAUCUCUCUCAAUGCUCCAAAUGGAGGGAUGUUCUGGGGACUUCAGGGGCCAGAGGUGACCAGGGGCCACAGCUUCUCCAUCACCUGCUCCAUUCAGCCACAGUAUCCUGGAGGCCUCUUCUGCCUGGAAUUCUCUGGGUCCAACAUGACUGAAACUAAGCCAGCAGUCAACCACUCUGCCUCCUUUCACUUUCCUGUUGCAGACUAUACAGACCAGGGGAACUACAGUUGUGUUUAUGAAGUUAAUGUCUCCACCCUGUCAUUCCAUUCUACCAAGACGGAGUUGCUGACAGUCAGCAUUCGAGCAUCCAUAGUCCCCAUUAUUGCCUCUGGUGCAAUAUGUGGGCUACUGCUCCUCCUCCUGCUGCUCAUUCCUUGUCUAGCCUGGAAGAAGAUAAGCAGCAGAGAGCAGUCUAUUAUGAUAAACCUGAGAGAAACGAGUGAAGAAAAUGAUGAAGAGGACUAUGUCAACGUAGAAACCUUUGUCAACAAGAGAAAAGAUGAAGACCUGAAAAAAGGAUGCGAUGCAGAAAUGUAUAUGAAAAAGGAGUUGCUUACCAGUAAAAAUAAUGAGAAUGCUCCAGGAGCCAUGAACAAGUUUGGAAACAACCAAGGUGUAGAAGGGCCAGAGGCAAGUGAGGAAGAUGAGGCCGACUAUGAAAAUGCAGACAUCUUCACAGAGAGGGAUUUUGCUGAAGACAUCUACGAUGAAGACAGUGAGUCUUUAGACCUGGAGCAGCUCACUUCAUGUAAAUAUGGAAGGGAGAAUGACUAUGAAGAGGAUGACAACGUAUACGCAAACUAUGAGUGAAGGCCCAGUAAUACGAAUGCUGAUGCAGAGAUAGUGAUGCCAGGAAAGGCAUGAAAUGUUAGCUUUGUUAGAGUUGAAUUAUAAGGGCUUAAAAAAACAACUUUUUCAUCAAAAUGUUCACUUAGUAGAUAAGAGGAAAGGCUUUGUUUGAAUAUAGUUUGGGUGUAUUAUUUCUAGUUGUAUUGUUUCCAGGUACUUGUAUUAGAUUUCAGACUUGACUAUGUUAUAUAUAUUUUAAAAUAAUGACAUUAUAUUAUGACAUUAUUUACUUCAGUUUAAAAAUAGUGAUUGUCUUGAUGAAUUGGCUGAACGCAUUGAACAUAAUCUAUUAUUUCAUUUUUUAAGUAAAUAUAUUAAUACUUUAGACUAUUUCUCUUCUAUAACGUUCAGUGUGCUGUCAAAGAAUAGUCUGUAGCAAUGACUGGUUGUGAUGUGCUAAACUUGAGAUCUACUGUAUGACAAAAUGUAAAAAAAUAAACAUUUGUACUGUGUGUGUAAAUCUAACAAUAA
Oncorhynchus gorbuscha (pink salmon) is the source of this 3754-nucleotide messenger RNA. RefSeq lists its product as uncharacterized. The record is from RefSeq and is a predicted model, not a curated record. NCBI's taxonomy places the organism in Eukaryota, Metazoa, Chordata, Actinopteri, Salmoniformes, Salmonidae. Gene Ontology annotation, cellular component: membrane. The transcript is spliced from 9 exons. The coding region runs from base 1943 to 3244 and encodes 433 amino acids.